Aureobasidium namibiae CBS 147.97 is the source of this 993-nucleotide messenger RNA. RefSeq lists its product as uncharacterized. The transcript has a single exon. Lineage: Eukaryota; Fungi; Ascomycota; Dothideomycetes; Dothideales; Saccotheciaceae. The record is from RefSeq and is a predicted model, not a curated record. The coding region runs from base 1 to 993 and encodes 330 amino acids.
AUGUUGCUCGCCAGACACAAUCGCAUUGGCUGGAUCAAGCCAUCGCUUUCCGUUUCCUGGACAACUGCGACAAAUAUACGCCGCAUCUCCGAUGACAGACGAGCGACUAUACUGUCCAAACAUCCCGAGCUGAGCGAUCAGACAGCUAGGAAACGGAAGAGCGAGGAAUAUAUCGACCGAUGUGCCAAGUUGGGCCUGAGGCCGGACACAAACCUUCAAAAAGUCCGGCUCCCAGCAGUCCAACUCGAGCAAUUUGUCCGCCUGAAAUCAGAGGCUAUGGCCGCCCGCUUGCUGGGGAGCGAACCGUCGGAGAAGCUGUCUCAACAGUACAGAGAGUGUAAACAAUGGUUGAAAAACAACACGCCAAAACCUGAAGAUCUGUAUGAGGCAGAGAGAACUGCUGUCUUGAAACAGUUUCCCAAUCUUACGAUGGCAGCGAUGAGAGAUAAUAUCUUGAGGCAGUACGAGAUCGAGAAUAAGAAGAUUCUGGUUCCAAGGAAUGAACAAGAGACAGCCGAUCAACCGAGAGAGUUCGUAGCAGGUACCACGCACGAAGAGAAGACACGAUACUGUAACUUGGCGUUACAGUAUGUUGUAAUCCAUCUGAUUGACAAUCCCGUCGCUUCGAAGUACGCACUCGACGAGUGGAAAGCAGACUUCAAACGCUGUCUACGUCGCAGAGCCAUGGACGACUCUGAGCAGCUCAGGGUACAGUUUGUCAAAGCACUCGAUCAGGGUGUUCAGAUUGGAUCUGCCCAGUCACCUCCCAAGCAGUUUGAGAAGUUCCUGCAGUCACGUCUGAAAGCACUUGCUGCAGAGGUGUUUCUGCCUGACAGUGAUUCUGCUGAGCGCAAGAAGAGAAGGCACGAAUUGCGGGCGGUAAUCCUGGCUGAUCUGGAUGUGACUCAGACUCAUAUGAAGCAGAGGAAGGGCGGAUGGUGGAUUAUUCCAAACCCACUUGCGGUAUUUGAAUGGAUCGGCGCCAUCUUCUAG